Penaeus vannamei (Pacific white shrimp) is the source of this 471-nucleotide messenger RNA. NCBI's taxonomy places the organism in Eukaryota, Metazoa, Arthropoda, Malacostraca, Decapoda, Penaeidae. The record is from RefSeq and is a predicted model, not a curated record.
AUGAAGGAAGAUGGCAAAAGCAGCGAACAGAGAAGAGGAAGAGAGGAGACGAAGCGACAAACAGAGAAGACGAAGGAGAAGAGAAAGACGAAGAAAGAUGCCAAAGGCAGCGAACAGAGAAUCAACAGAAGACGAAGAAAGAAAUCGAAGACGAAGAAAGAUGACAAAAGCAGCGAUCAGAGAAUCAACAGAAGACGAAGAAGAGAAAGACAAAGAAAGAUGCCAAAAGCAGCGAACAGAGAAUCAACAGAAGACGAAGAAAGAAAUCGAAGACGAAGAAAGAUGACAAAAGCAGCGAUCAGAGAAUCAACAGAAGAGGAAGAGAAAACGAAGAUGAAGAAAAGAGAAGAAGAAAGACGAAGGAAGAUGCCAAAAGCAGCGAACAGAGAAUCAACAGAAGACGAAGAAAGAAAACGAAGACGAAGAAAGAUGACAAAAGCAGCGAACAGAGAAUCAACAGAAGACUCUUAA